Cercocebus atys (sooty mangabey) is the source of this 2449-nucleotide messenger RNA. It is a transcript of the gene PTP4A3, whose product is annotated as protein tyrosine phosphatase type IVA, member 3. Gene Ontology annotation, cellular component: nucleus. The transcript is spliced from 7 exons. NCBI's taxonomy places the organism in Eukaryota, Metazoa, Chordata, Mammalia, Primates, Cercopithecidae. The coding region runs from base 1309 to 2379 and encodes 356 amino acids. Gene Ontology annotation, molecular function: protein tyrosine phosphatase activity. The record is from RefSeq and is a predicted model, not a curated record. Gene Ontology annotation, biological process: protein dephosphorylation; endothelial cell migration.
GCCCGGGUGGGGGUGAUGAGGAUGCGGGGGUCCACCUUUGUAGCCCCAGAGGCAUGAUGGGCUCUGUCUGGUUGUAGCAUCACAGAGCUUGAUGGGAACUUUCACUCUGAGACCCUUUUAUGGAUAAGAAAACUGAGGCUGGGGUGGCAGGAGCAGCUUACCCCAGAGGUCCUCUCUCCUAGAGGGCUAGAGUUGGGAUAAGCAGGGUCUCUGGGGGGCAGCAAGACCCAGCUCCAACUGUGGUUCCUCUGCCUUCUGGCUGUGUGACUCAGGAGGGUUGCUCAGCUUUUCUGAGCUGUUGUGGUUCGCCAGUGCAGUGUGGCAGGUGUUGGUGCCUUGCUCGGGGAAUGCAGUGUCUAGCCUGGUAUCCUUAGAAAGUGGCUGAGGUUGGAGACUGGUGGGGCAGAGUCUCUGAAGCUGACCCAUUCCUGCCUUGGACCUUCACGGAGAUGCUGCUGGAAGUGAUGCUGUGUGCUGCGGACCCGCCUGGGGUUCAUGGAGUGGGCCACGGGGCCCAGCCCUGAGCACUGCUGUACCCAGGCUCGCCGUGCCUGCUGCUGAGGAGUCCCCGCGCUGCUGGCUCUCACCAUUGCCCUCGCCUGCCGAUGGCCUCUGCUGCCCAGCCUGGGGCCAGCUCUACCGCCUGAGCCCCCUGCCCCCCUCCAGGACUCACCGUACCCCGAUGGGGUAACGUGACAGAGGCCCCGCACGUCAGAGGCCGCUGUCCCCACGGCCGCUGCCCGUGACCCCUGGCCCAAGGCUGCUGGAGUUGGUUCAGUUCAAGUUCAUUCUUCCUUUGGCCCUUGGGGGCUUGGGGCCCACCUCUGAGUGAAGGGGGCUGUCUGCCCAGCCACCGAUGUGGAGAGAGCGCCCCCAGCGUGGGGUCCAGCUCUGGACGCUGCUUGGCGGCCGGAUUCUCUUUGGGCUUUUAAGUUUUCUUUGCUGAGCUUUUUUUGGUUGUUCUUUUUAUUUUUUGCCUCUUUAUGACUAUCCAGCUGUGAGAGACAGGAGUUUGGCGUUGCCCGCUUUACUUUGGGCGGGGAGGGGGCUGUUUUUCCUCUUUUCUUUUUUAAGACUUGGGUUUUCUUUUUUAAUUAUCCAAACACUGGGCAGCUUCCUCCCCCACACCUAAGUAUUUGCACAAUAUUUGUGCGGGGUAUGGGGGUGGGUUUUUAAAUCUCGCUUUUCUUGGACAAGCACAGGGAUCUUGUUCUCCUCAUUUUUGGGGGGUACGUGGGGACUUCUCAGGACGUGUCCCCAGCCUUCUGUGCAGCCCCUUCUGCCCUGCCGGGCCUGUUGGGAGGCGCCAUGGCUCGGAUGAACCGCCCGGCCCCGGUGGAGGUGAGCUACAAACACAUGCGCUUCCUCAUCACCCACAACCCCACCAACGCCACGCUCAGCACCUUCAUCGAGGACCUGAAGAAGUACGGGGCCACCACCGUGGUGCGCGUGUGUGAAGUGACCUAUGACAAAACGCCGCUGGAGAAGGACGGCAUCACAGUUGUGGACUGGCCGUUUGAUGACGGGGCGCCCCCACCCGGCAAGGUAGUGGAAGACUGGCUGAGCCUGGUGAAGGCCAAGUUCUGUGAGGCCCCUGGCAGCUGCGUGGCUGUGCACUGCGUGGCGGGCCUGGGCCGGGCUCCAGUCCUUGUGGCGCUGGCCCUCAUCGAGAGUGGGAUGAAGUACGAGGACGCCAUCCAGUUCAUCCGCCAGGCCAGCCCGUGGGCACGCCUGAGGCCAUGGCGGGUGAGGAUGGAUGAGUCUCCAGAGGCGCUGGGUGGGCAGCCCCAGGCCCCGGACGCCUGUCACCUCAGGGUCUCUCAGGUGUGGCUGCAGCAUCCUCUCCUCCAGGAAGUCUUCCUGUCCACCCCAGCCCAGGAAGCGCCGUGGAGCCAUCAACAGCAAGCAGCUCACCUAUCUGGAGAAAUACCGGCCCAAACAGAGGCUGCGGUUCAAAGACCCACACACGCACAAGACCCGCUGCUGUGUCAUGUAGCUCAGGACGUUGACCGGGCCUGGUGGCCCUGCCCAGCCCUGCUCUGCCCAGCCCAGCAGGGGCUCCAGGCCUUGGCUGGCCCCACAUCGCCUUUUCCUCCCCGACGCCUCCGCGCACUUGUGUCCGAGGAGGCCCCUGGCCUGUGUGGCCUCUGGGCCUUCUCCUGUCUCUGCCGCUCCCUCUGGCAGCGCUGGCCGUGGCUCUGUCUUUCCGAGGUGGGUCAGGCGCCCUCUUCCCUGGACCCCCGCCCGCCCCCUCCCACACCAGCCCAGGCCGGUCUCCUCUGGCCUGUUUGUUGCAGGGCGGGGGUACAUUUUGUAACCACUGGGCCCCCCCAGCCCGUCUUCUGCGACCCUUGCCCUGACCUGUUCUCGGCACCUUAAAUUAUUAGACCCCAGGGCAGUCAGGUGUUCUGGACACUCGAAGGCAAUAAAUCAGGAGCCGUGGCGUGGC